Magallana angulata is the source of this 2198-nucleotide messenger RNA. RefSeq lists its product as uncharacterized. The record is from RefSeq and is a predicted model, not a curated record. The transcript is spliced from 7 exons. NCBI's taxonomy places the organism in Eukaryota, Metazoa, Mollusca, Bivalvia, Ostreida, Ostreidae. The coding region runs from base 137 to 1261 and encodes 374 amino acids.
GAUACAGAUCAAUGCUCGCUAGCGUGACGACAGGUGUAAUCACCUGACAGCAGGCAUCGAGCGGUCAAAAAUCCAGUUUUCAAAUUGUGUCUAAUUACUGACAGAACAGACCGUGUAAGGAUAACAUGGUGUAAACAUGAUCCUCGGGUUAUUUCUAUCCGCAGUGUUGUUGGGCCUUGCGAGUUCAUCCUCCGAACUCUAUGGAAAGUAUCUGUCAGGUUUUACAUUCGCGAGUCUUGAUAAAAUGGGUAAACAGAUGUGUGUCAGGGAGUGUCAAUCUUACCCCGGGCGAUGUAAGUCUGUGAACUAUGACCGGGUUCAUCUUAGUUGUGAAUUGAACACAGACAGUGUCACGGACAAACCGGAAGCUGUCUUGGACAGAGAGGGGAGUACCCACAUACCGAUCUCCAUAUUUGCGAACAAUUCGGUUUGUGGAGAUCUUCAGUGCUCUACCCAGGAGAAAUGUGUCGUCAAAAAGUCGGGACCAUCUUGUGUUUUCAUUGGUUGUGAUUUGCCACGAAUAAAAAAUGCCGAAGAUAAUGGCGGAAUACUUAUGUACCGGAAGACCUUGCAGUGUAAAACAGGAUACAGGACCAUGGCGUCUCUUAUGUGCUCACAACGAGGCUUGGAUAAAAAUGCCACAGAAUUCAGAUGUUAUAAAGAAGUUGACCAAUGGACAUUGAUCUACAGGGGACAGAGUGGGGGAACAGACUCUGACUAUCUGUCGUUUAUUUCUAACGGUACAAGCGAUGAAACCAACGAAAACGUAAAGGACGAGUAUUGUACCUCUAUCACCAAGUCUCCACUCUGUACGACCAACUACCGAACAUCGCUUAUCGAUCGCUGGGAGUCUUUAGGUAUCUCCCAAGUACAAGUUGCCUUAUACAAAAACGGAACCAAGGUGGUGGAUUUAGUGUUUAAUGGUACUGGUACCAACCAAGAGAGCUGGUUCUCUCCCAGUCAAAUAUUGUCCAGUUCCUGGUCCGAUGUCCUCUCCAAUCAAACGUACAGGUACUUCGACCUUGAAGGACAUGUCACACCUGGACAAUGGAGAAAUUUUCAAAUAUGGAAAAGUUACGGAGGUUGUCCGAAUGACAGAUUUUGGAUGGCAUCAUCAUAUGCUGAACCAGGGAAGGCUUGCGCCCAGGAACAAACAAGCACAAAGCAGUAUAUAUAUUGUCCCAAUACAACCCAUUGUAACUUUGAACAAGAAUAUGAAAUUGCUGACGUCAUGACAGUAUCUAUAAAGAUGUCCGAAUAAUUACAUAACCAAUUCAAAAACGUUUUUUUUUUGUCUGUGUCAUAAUUUGCCUUCAUAAUGAAACGUAAAACGUGUUUUACACAAUACUGUACAUUGUCAAUAACUCGUGAAUAUUUUUUUUGAGGAUAGUUAUAGCAACGGUUUGUAACGGCAGUGAGUUAUGCAUGUAAAAGAGAGAAAAAUAAGAUAAAAUAAUUAAAAACAUCAUUUCCACAUAAAUUAAUGAGAGUUCGUGUAGAUUAUAUCUUCUUUAACAAUGGUUUUAAUGAGAAAAAUGAUUUUUUACUAAUUGAAUGUCUUAUCUUAAUUAUAUCAUAAUUAUAUGUUAAAGCAAACAGUCAUCUCCUUAAACUACACCAUGGAUCUUCAGGAUCUCACUUUUGUCGACAUUCAUAAAAAACAAAACAAAAACCCUAAACCCGCACGCUUCAUAAAACUAUAAUUAGAAAACAAUGUAAAAUCCACGUGGACUCGAUUAAUAAUAAAGCUGUAUUCCUCAUGCUAAUGGAAAGGAAGGAGGAGGGAGAACUAAGAAAACACAACCCCCUGGCGAUUUCAAAACAAGAAAUCUGUAUUCAAUGAGUACAUCCUUAGGGUUCUGUCCUUGGGAACUGACCCAGAAUUUUUUUUAGUUAUUUCCUUGGUAUUAUUUUUGCUGUUUUACUGAAUAAUUUUGAUCAUAUUUGAUAAAUAAACAAUUAUGAAAAUAUCAAAUAUAUUUGUUGUUUUUGUUCUCUAUCAUAAAAAAAUAAAAUAAUUUCAUUGAAUAGCAAUUAAUUCUAAUAUUGUGAAUAUUUAAAUAUACAGAAUGGUAAAGCUCUUUUGUGUAAAAUGUGAAAAUUUUACUUGUGAGACUAGCAGUAUAUACACUAGAAAAAAUUGCUAACGCACCAUUUAAAAUAAAUUAAUAUUUACAUCCUAAAAAUCUUUAAAAAUG